Messenger RNA from Leptosia nina, 540 nucleotides. NCBI's taxonomy places the organism in Eukaryota, Metazoa, Arthropoda, Insecta, Lepidoptera, Pieridae. The record is from the annotation of a GenBank genome assembly.
AUGAAAAAAACACAUAAUACCCUUCUGGAACAUAUAAGAAUUUUAAAACUUGUACACAAGAAUGAACCGACCUCAAACCUCAUACCAUACGCGAUUUUAGCAUAUAAUAGUUCUAUUCAUAGUUUAACAAAAUGUAGACCUUUUGAUAUUAUAACAGGACAUUAUGAUCCUAGAGAUCCCACGGACUUAAAUUUAUCAGAAAGACUUAUGCAACAAUAUAUGCAGAACCAUAAAAGUAACAUGCAGACGAUUUACAGUAUAAUACAUGACUCAUCAUUCGCGGAACGUGAAGCUAUCACUUUACGACAUAAUUCUCACAGAGAACCUGAGACAGACUAUGCACCUGACCAAACGGUUUACAUAAAUAAUCCUAUGACUUCUCGACGUAAAGUAGCUCCACGAUACUUAGCUGAUAAAGUGGUAUCCAACCAACCUAUCCAUAUUUACACCUCAAAGAAAAAGUUACCUGUUUCCAAAUCCCGUCUUAAACGGUUACCAAAAAUGAUAAUUUGUUGCAAGACGGGGAAGACUAAAACUUGA